Molecule: messenger RNA, 2301 nt
Organism: Blepharisma stoltei
Lineage: Eukaryota; Ciliophora; Heterotrichea; Heterotrichida; Blepharismidae
Source: the annotation of a GenBank genome assembly
AUGUAUCAGCUUAUUGAAGGAUCUGAGCCUCUUCCACUCACACCAGAAUUAACAACCUUCUUUGAAUGGGCUCGCUCUAGAGGCGUUAGGUGGGAUAAAAUAGAAUAUCCUGUGCUUUUCCCGCCUGGGUAUAUUGGCACAAGAGCAACUGAUACAAUUUAUCCAAAUGAAGUUAUUAUAUCAGCCCCAAAUAGUGCUUUAUUCACAACAGAAACAGUCAAAAGAAGCGAUUUAGCAAACUUAAUAAGCCAAUGCCCAGAUCUUUUUGAAGAAACCAAUUCUUAUUACGAUUAUAUGCUUUUAAUCACCUAUAUCCUCUGGGAAAAAAACAAAGGCAAUACAUCAGAAUGGGCUCCAUUCCUCAGCGUGCAGCCAAAAAACCCAGAAACAAUUCAAGACUGGAGCCCUGAGGAGCUAAAAGAGCUUCAAGACCCUGAUUUAGAGUAUGAUUCAGAAAAGCAUUUUACCUAUCACCAUUAUGCUUAUACUCUAUGAAGGCAAAAUCUCUCAAAAUUCGAGGAAUUCCCACAGGAUUUAUUAACGUUUAAAAAUUUUAUAUGGGCUUGGAGACUGAUAGGGACAAGGACUUUUGGAAAAUUUGUCCCACAUGUAACAUUUUUCCCUGUCGGCGAGUUUUUGAAUCAUGAUAAUACUGAGACUUAUUAUUGUUAUGUCGCACCUGAUGAAACCCCUGAUUCAUCAGGUAGAUAUAAUGGCUAUGAAGAUUAUGAAGACCAUGAUGAUCGAAUUUGUGAAAGAGACCUUUUAUACUGUAUAAAUUAAAUUUACUUGCAAUUUAUUUAUCAAGAGUUAAUAGAGAAUAUUGAUUUAUUUAUUAAUCAGAGAAUAAUUCGUUAUUCAUAUCAUAUUUUAGUAGAAGCCAACCAAAACUUAGCUCCAUUAGAAGAUACUGAUAUCUAUAAAGAAAUACAAACAGAAGCUUGAACCUUAGAUAGGAAAGAUGAAAUCGAAAAUAGACGAAAAAAUGAUUGAAAGCCGCUUUCUGACACUUUGAUUGAAGGAGAUAAUAAAUGCAUGCAAAUGGUAGCUGGCCCUACUGAAAAAUAUGAAAAAGGAUCUGAAAUAUACAUGAGCUAUGGAAGAUACUCGAACAGGCAACUGUUGUGUGUAUAUGGUUUUGCUUUAAGAGAUAACAAAUAUAACUAUGCCAGAAUUAAAGUAAAAUUUGAAAGAUUUACCAAAAAUCCAGCGAUUGUUGAAUUUUUAGAAAAAAAAGAAAUAAAUGAGCUUAUUCCAUUUAAGCUAAAACAUCAUGAAUUGUGCCUAGGUAGCAUAUAAACAGAUAUCUUUAGAAUUAUAAGAGCUUUAAAUUGGGACAGCAGCAAGCCAAAAGAAGCCUUUUUCAACCCUGCCUCGCUGAACUACGAAGUCAGCGUGCUUAACCAUGCCUUAUCCAUCCUUCAAGCUGAGCUCGCAGAGUUCCCAACUACUUUAGAAGCAGAUUUUUCUCUUUUUGACCAAGUUUCCACACCUCAUUUUUAUUUUGCUGUAAUUCAUAAUCAAGCUUGUUUAUAGAAGUGAAAGGAAAAAAAUAAUCCACAGCCACAUCAAUUUGAUUAAUAUUUGCAUAUAAUUAAAAUAUGGCGUCUUCGUCUUGGUAUGGCCUCCCGGCCAUACAUACUCGACUCAUAUUUUAAUUAUAUCCGGCAAGGUUUUACCAUUUCAGAGAUGGACUGCAAUGCUAGGUAAGCAAUUCUGGUAGCUUUCAGAGCCUAGCCCUAGUCUGUUCUUAGGGGUGGAUUUUUCCUCGUGGGGAAGGAGGGUGCAAGGUUGGAAAGGGGAAGCCCAGCAAAGUCCUCUGGACCAUUCGGGCAACUCCCUAGCGUGAAACUGGGCGUUACGUCCCAGGCUUUGCAUUUUUCCUUUUUGCCGAUAGCCGACCAGAAAAAUCCAUUUUUUGGGUUUUUCGGAAAAGCAACCCAUGUACAAGCAAGUAGCUCAUCCAUGAGCCGUCGAAGACGUGGACAUUUGCCCUAGAAGCACCUUGGUGAUCAAAGCGAGUCUGUCCCCAGCGGACUGGUGGGCCCGAUGCGACGAAAGGCGAGUGAUAAACCUGGGGUCGUAACCCCGUAGUGGACGUUAAGCGAUAUAAAUACCAUAAGAUAAGAUAAGAUUAAUAUUUGCAUAGUCGUUUUGACAAGAAUGAUAGAAGGCCAGCCAUUAAGCCAAGCCUUAGAAAUUGUGGAAGACUUCGAAAACGACAUAGGUAAUACUAAUUCAGAAUAUCCAAACAAUAGAAAAGUGCUGAGCUCAUAUAUUUCAACUUUUCAAUUUAACUAA